AUGGGUUCGUCGAACAAACAUUGGCCUAGCAUGUUCAAGAAGUCCAACUAUCACAAUUCGCAGCAUGGCAUCAACUCCUCACUUUUAUCCACUGGUUGUCAUGGUGAUGAAAGAACUCCAGAACCAAAGCCAAGAUGGAAUCCAAAACCAGAGCAAAUCAGAGUUCUGGAAGCUAUCUUCAACUCAGGGAUGAUGAACCCUCCAAGGGAUGACAUUAAGAAAAUACGGGAACAAUUACAAGAGUAUGGCCCAAUUGGUGAAGCUAAUGUUUUCUACUGGUUCCAAAACCGCAAAUCAAGGAGCAAGAACAAGCAUAGGAAUUUUGCAAAAAGAAAAAACAAAAACUCUGUACCUCCUAAUAAUAAUUCCAUAAUCUCAGCUCAAACCAUCUCAAAUGACAAUGUCUCUGGGAACCAAAACCUAGCUACUGAUUAUUUUCACACUCCCAUUGAAACUAAUUUUCAACUAUCUACACCACCUUUAUUCUCUUUCCCCAAUCAGUUCUCUAAUAUGACUCAGCAGUUGCCUCAACAAAAUGUUGAUGUCCCUAAUUUGCUUAAUCAUGAGAUCUUAAUCCCAAUGAAUGAGAAGUAUGAUCAAGGGAAUAUCCAAGAUCAUGAAGCUACAAUGAAUAUCAUGCAACAACUACAAGAAGAUCCACAACUGAUCAGUUUAGGUGUGACUUCAAAUUCACUCAAUGAUGAUUCAACUCUUCCUCCUCUUCCACCAAUUGUUGAUGCACCUUUUACCGAUCCAUUCUCCAUUACUCAACUUCAAGGUGUUGGUGAGGCAGAUGAUUUUUCGAAAAAAUGCAUUGUGAGUAUUAACAACCAGAUAUUCAAGGUUGACGUUGGGCCCUUUAACAUCUGUCAAAAUUUUGGAAAUCAGGCGGUUCUUGUUGACUCCUCCGGCCAAACUAUUCUCACCGAUGAGUGGGGUAUGACGCUUGACUCACUUCAACAUGGUGCUUCUUAUUACCUGACGAAGCAAAGAAAAGCGAAAAAGUAG
Messenger RNA from Trifolium pratense (red clover), 1008 nucleotides. RefSeq names its product WUSCHEL-related homeobox 9-like. The coding region runs from base 1 to 1008 and encodes 335 amino acids. Gene Ontology annotation, molecular function: DNA binding; DNA-binding transcription factor activity. The transcript has 4 exons. The record is from RefSeq and is a predicted model, not a curated record. Gene Ontology annotation, biological process: regulation of developmental process. NCBI's taxonomy places the organism in Eukaryota, Viridiplantae, Streptophyta, Magnoliopsida, Fabales, Fabaceae.